GCUCAACUUGUUGACCUAAGUCCGGCUCAGGUCCCGCCCCACGCGAGCGAUUGGCCAGCGGGCCAGACCCGCGCGGUGAUUGGAGGGGCUGGGAUCGGGGCUGGGCCGGAAGGUGACCUGCAUCAUGGCCGCCGCGCCGCUGCUGAGAGACCGGCUCAGCUUUCUGCACCGGCUCCCGAUCCUCCUGAAGGGAACGUCCGACGACGACGUGCCGUGUCCGGGCUACCUGUUCGAGGAGAUCGCCAAAAUCUCCCACGAGUCGCUGGGCAGCAGCCAGUGCCUCCUGGAGUACCUGCUGAGCCGCCUGCAGAGCGGCUCCGGCCGCGUGAAGCUCAAGGUGCUGAAGAUCAUGCUGCACCUGUGUGGCCACGGCUCCUCCUCCUUCCUGCUCCUCCUCAAGCGCAACUCCGCCUUCAUCCAGGAAGCGGCAGGGUUCACGGGACCCCCGGACCCUCUCCACGGGAACAGCUUGUACCAGAAGGUGCGGGCGGCCGCCCAGGACUUGGGGAGCACCUUGUUCUCGGACACCUUGUCCCCUCCUCCCCCCGCCCAGCCUCCCAGGGGUGACUCGGGUUCCCCCGCAGGCAUGGGCUCCCAGUCCCGGCCCCAGAGCGCCCUCCAGGGCUUUGGCUACAGCAAGGAGCCCAGCCCCGCGGGCUCCACGGGGGAAGCCCUCCUCGCCACCCUCCAGAAGGCUGCGGAGGUGGUGGCCAGCGCCGUGCGCCCUGGGCCCGAGGGCCCCGGCUCCCAGGGGCCCCGGCUGCAGGGGGACGCCUACCAGCCCGCUGUGACGCCUUCCGCCAGCCACGGCCGCUUCGCCCCGGGGAGCCCACCCCCUGGUGCCUGCCGGGGUGCCCGAGCCGCCAGACACCAGCCGGGCCAGGCGGGCGGGGGCUGGGACGAGCAGGACAGCAGCCCUGGCUCGCGGGGUUCUUGCCAGGAGAACGGCCGGAGCAGGGCCUCGGGCUCAGGCACCUGGUCGGGCAGUGACAGCCCCUCGGGGGCCAGCGGGGCGCCCGGUGACCAGGCUGAGAGGGUGGAGGCCAUGGCCCUGAGCGACUGCCAGCAGGAGCUGAGCCUGGUCCGGACGGUGACACAGGGGCCGCACCCCUCCCUGAGCCCCGAGGAGGCUCAGCGCUUCAUCAGAGAGUGUGGGCUGCUCAACUGCGAGGCGGUGCUGGAGCUGCUGACUCGCCGCCUGGGCCUGCCCGGCGAGCACGCGCAGAUGAGAGCCCUGGGCGCCAUCGCCACCCUGGGGUGCACGGACCUGCUCUCCCAGGAGCACCUGCUGCUCCUCGCCGGGCCUCGCCUGCAGGAGCUCAGCACCCACAGCCCCGGGCCCGUGACCAGCAAGGCCACCAAGAUCCUGAGGCAUUUGGAAGCCUCCUGCCGACAGCACGCCGCUGCCCGGAGGCCGCUGGCCGAGCCCCGCCCCGCCUCCCCCUGCGUGGGCCCGGCUGACCUGCUGACGGACGCCCUGCCUCUCGCCGGGGCCCCCGAGUUCCUCCAGCCUCUGAGUUCAGUCCUGCCCUCCCCCAGGGGCCCUGCAGCUCUGGGUGGGCGCCCUGUCCCAGCCCUCGGGGGCCCCAGGAAGGCAGAGCCCAGACUGGCAGUUCCCAGAGACCAGGAGGCCAGCCCAGAGCAGGGCCGGGCGGGCUCGGAUGCUCUGAACGGAGGGCCGGCAUCCGGCCCAGGCCCAAGCGGCAGCCACACGUCCCUGUUCGCUGGCAUGGAGCUGGUGGCCUGCCCCCGCCUGGUGGAGGCGGGCCCUGGUGCCCAGAAGCCCCCACAGCCCCCAUGGACGCUGGCACCCAGGGCGGCGGCCCCAGAGCCUCCUGGCUCAGAGCCGUCGGCUUUCGCCUUCUUGAACUCAUGACCCGGCGGUGGCUGCGCACAGGCCCUCGGCCCUCCGCCCAGGUCGACGUCGGCCUCUCCCGCACCCUGAGGCCUCGGUGCGGGGAGCAGCCAGCCAGGUGAGCGCGGCGUGGACGAGCCGUCCACGACCGAGCAGGAGCCACGAGCUGGCCAGAACCACGUGGAGGAGGGGGCGGCAGGCAGGACUCGGAUGGGGGUGGUGCAGAGCCCCCAGUGCCUGCGGGCCCAGGGGCUGAGCUGGGUGCAGACUGGCAGCCGGCGGCCCAGGCCGCUGGGCCUCCCGCCUCACUGCCGCCCAGUCUGGCCGCCUGAGCACCGUCCGACCCGUGGUCCAUCUGCAGAUCCGGCCCCGUGCGGUGGGAAGGAGGGGGCUGGUGGUUGAGCUCGGAGGCAGACCUGCCGAGCUGUCUCCUGGGCCGUGUCGGAGGGGCCAGGGCCAGACACCAGGCGGGAAGGCAGACCUGGGCUGCGCGGUCUCCCUCCUCCCAGAGGCUGCUCUCGGCCUGGACCUCCCGUGGCCGCAGGGAGCCGGGCGGCAGGGCCUCGGAAGGAGGGUUCGUGUGGAUUGGAACCAGGCUCGGCUCUGUGAGCGCAGAGCCCUCCUCCUGCAGGGCCAUGGGCAGCCUGGGGCAGCCCUGUGGCCGGGGCACCCUCUGCCGAGGCUGCUUCCUGCAGACGGCAGGGCGGCCUCUCGGGAGCUUCCUGAAUAAACGGUUGUGUCACGGA
This is a messenger RNA of Pipistrellus kuhlii (Kuhl's pipistrelle), 2601 nucleotides long. It is a transcript of the gene TEPSIN, whose product is annotated as TEPSIN adaptor related protein complex 4 accessory protein. Bases 125 to 1876 code for a protein of 583 amino acids. Gene Ontology annotation, cellular component: trans-Golgi network membrane. NCBI's taxonomy places the organism in Eukaryota, Metazoa, Chordata, Mammalia, Chiroptera, Vespertilionidae. The record is from RefSeq and is a predicted model, not a curated record. The transcript is spliced from 13 exons.